This is a messenger RNA of Toxorhynchites rutilus septentrionalis, 1519 nucleotides long. Its product is annotated as transcription factor IIIA. Bases 140 to 1426 code for a protein of 428 amino acids. Lineage: Eukaryota; Metazoa; Arthropoda; Insecta; Diptera; Culicidae. The record is from RefSeq and is a predicted model, not a curated record. The transcript is spliced from 2 exons.
ACAAAAAAAAAAUGAAAGGGUUCCUUUCGGCGCAUCUUUUUUUCUUUCAAUCCGUAAACCUUAUCAGUUGUUAUCGAACGACAGCAUAGAAUCAAUUUAUCGUGGAUUGCGAUUGUUCACCACCUGAAAGGUACGCAAAAUGGUGUACCGUGCAAUAGAAUCAAUUGAGCGUGGUGUUAUGAGCCAGGUGGCGGACUCAGAAUCGGAGUUUUUUGGGUUUGAUGAUGGAGAGGAUGCUUUUGAUGCGAAUAAUCCGGCAGAAGCUGAUGAAAAAACAGCAACGGAGCCUCCCGAUAUAGGGAAGCAAACAAUAUUCAGUUGUGAACAGUGUGGUUUGAUCUUCCGCAAGCGGGAUGAUUUCGAUCGACAUCGGUUUGCUCACACCGGAGUUCGCGAAUAUCGCUGUCCAGAGACAGGUUGCAUCAAGGAGUACACUAAUCGGAGUCACUUGAAUCGUCACAUUCGUGCUAAUCAUCGCGAGAAGCCUCCUCAACCGGGGAAUGUAUUACGAUGCAAGCAUUCCACUUGCCCCAAAACAUUCUUCCACGAGCAGAGCAUGCGGCGACACUACGAGCUCAAACACGUCCUCGGAAAGUCCUGGAGCUGUCAGGAAUGUGGUGAGAAGUUUUGGCGCAAGCUGCAGUUGAAGCGACACAUGUUCAAGCAUACCGGUCAGUAUCCACAUCAGUGUCAUGUUUGCGAGAAAGGAUUCAUCAAUUUAAGAUCGCUGCGCAAUCAUCGCAUGACGCAUGCCUUACAUCGAUGCGAUUGUUGUGCGGCCGAGUUUAUCCGCUGGAAGGAUCUGGUUGCUCACAGGAGGCUUCAGCAUGCGACUCUGUAUCAAUGCGUAACUUGCCAGAGGAAAUUUCCCUCCAGAAAGAACCUCAAGGCGCACGUGAAGGUUCAUCGCAAAAGCCAGGAGAAUAGCGACCAGGAAGUGUUCCAAUGUCCCCACGAAGGAUGCCCGAAGUUCUACGACUACGAGCGAAACCUCGUAGCACACAUACGAUCCAAGCACGAGGGAACCCGGCGGUACGUUUGCCCGGUGCCGAACUGUGGCCGAUCAUUGUCCUCUAAUCAGACAUUGGAACACCACAAACGCCUGCACGAAUCUGCCGCGCGUAGUGUCCCCCGAAUGAAGGCCCCGAACAAACCGGGCGCAAAGCGGAAAGACACUGGGGUGCCGAAACGGUCAACCGCUUCACGAUUGGCCAAUGUGCAUCUCGAGCCGCAAGCGGAGAAGGUCUUGAUCGAGCAGAGUCCCGAUCAGAGACCUCAGCUGGAGUUGGAAUAUUCCUUCUCGAUGGAAUCCGCUUCCGAAUCCGAAGUUGAAGCAAGCGGGAAGGUUGUGACGGUCCUGGAGGGACAACUAGCCAAGAUUCAACAACAAAUCAAGCUACUGCAGGAGCAGUCCAGCAAGGGAUGAAGUAUUUGUAAGUUUUUCGGCCAUAAGAAGGAAACAUUCUUAGUCAUUGCAUUAGCUUAAAUAAAUAAUAUAAUUUAUUCAUUCAAGAAGAAA